AUGAACCACAACGUCGUACAAAAGCGAGAGAAGCACAACAGAAAAUGUGAACGUUUCUCACGAAAAUCACCAAAAUAUCUGACGAAUUACGAGCUUUUCUUUGGCAAUCUAGAUUUGAAAUCUGGUAAAAGUAGAGAAAGCUCUUUAAGCUAUACACUUAAAAACAAAUUGUAUGUGAUAUUACGAAGAGUUUGUGGUUUAUGUUACUUACUUACCGACAUUAAUCAUAGUUACUGUGAACUGAAAUAUUCAUGA
Molecule: messenger RNA, 255 nt
Organism: Clunio marinus
Lineage: Eukaryota; Metazoa; Arthropoda; Insecta; Diptera; Chironomidae
Source: the annotation of a GenBank genome assembly